Messenger RNA from Fusarium pseudograminearum CS3096, 1734 nucleotides. RefSeq lists its product as uncharacterized. Gene Ontology annotation, biological process: intracellular protein transport; vesicle-mediated transport. The transcript has 2 exons. Bases 1 to 1734 code for a protein of 577 amino acids. Lineage: Eukaryota; Fungi; Ascomycota; Sordariomycetes; Hypocreales; Nectriaceae. The record is from RefSeq and is a predicted model, not a curated record. Gene Ontology annotation, cellular component: Golgi membrane.
AUGGACGUCGCCCAAGCAGUCUCGGGGUACAUCAAUAAGGUGGUCGCGACGAGCGAUACGUCGUCCGCCAAGAUGAAAAUCCUCUUACUCGAUAGAGAAACUGUAUCUAUUGUAUCGACUGCGGUCACACAGUCAGCUCUCCUCAACCACGAGGUUUAUCUUAUCGACCGCCUAGACAAUGCAUCUCGUGAGAAGAUGCGACACUUGCGAUGUCUAUCAUUCGUUCGCCCAUCGCCUGAAUCAAUCCAGCUACUCAUAGACGAGUUAAGAGACCCCAAGUAUGGCGAGUACCAUUUGUACUUUACAAAUGUAGUUAAGAAGUCGUCUUUGGAACGGUUGGCCGAAGCAGACGAUCAUGAGGUAGUCAAACUGGUGCAGGAGCAUUUUGCCGACUAUACAGUCAUCAACCCGGAUCUUUUCUCGUUCGGCUUCACCCUUCCACAACAGCGCAUAUGGGCUGGAAGUCCAGAUACAUGGAACCCAGACUCGCUGCAACGGUGUUCUGAAGGGCUUGUCGCGGUGUUGCUCUCGCUAAAGAAGAAGCCCUUGAUCAGGUACCAGAAGACAAGUCCGCUAGCAAAGAAACUCGCAACAGAGGUUCGAUAUCUUAUGACACAAGAAGAUUCACUAUUCGACUUUCGAAAGGUGGAUACAUCUCCCAUUUUGCUCGUGCUGGACCGUCGCGAAGAUCCUGUGACACCGCUACUCACGCAGUGGACCUACCAGGCCAUGGUUCACCACCUCUUGGGCAUUCAAAACGGUCGUGUCGAUCUCAGCGAUGUCCCUGACAUCAGCCCAGAGCAGAAGGAAAUUGUUCUAUCACAGGAUCAGGACCCCUUCUUCAAGAAGAAUAUGUUCCUGAAUUUUGGUGAUCUUGGAGGUAACAUUAAGGAAUACGUUGGACAGUUCCAGUCGAAAACAAAGAACAACGAAAAUAUCGAGUCAAUAUCCGACAUGAAGCGGUUUAUAGAGGAGUACCCAGAAUUCCGGAAACUCUCUGGCAAUGUCAGCAAGCAUGUUACUCUGGUUUCAGAGCUCAGCAGACGUGUGGCGGCUGAUAACCUACUUGAAGUCAGUGAGCUAGAACAAAGCUUGGCUUGCAACGAAAACCACGGAACCGAUGUCAAGAAUAUUCAGCGACUCAUCCAGUCACCAAACGUUACGUCAGAGAGCAAAGUAGGACUUGUCGCUUUGUACGCUCUCCGGUAUCACAAGCACCCGUCCAACGCCUUGGCUAUGCUUACAGAUCUUCUCGUCGCUGCUGGCAACGUGUCGCCACGGGACGCAGAUAUGAUCGGUAAGGUGACGGCGUACCACACCUCUCUCCAAGCGUCACAGUCUCAAGGUGGAAUCUCAGAGAUCUUUGAAUCGGCGGGUAUUUUCUCAGCUACUUCAAACCGCUUCAAAGGGCUCAAGGGCGUGGAAAACGUUUACACACAGCACAGCCCUCUUCUUGAAACUACACUGCAGAACUUGAUUAAGGGUCGACUCAGGGAUCAACAAUAUCCUUUCGUUGAGGGCGGCGGCGCUACCAAGGAUAAGCCACAAGACAUCAUCGUAUUCAUCGCUGGCGGUGCAACUUAUGAGGAGGCCAAGAUGAUUGCAGAACUGAACGCAUCAAGCCCAGGCGUACGGGUUGUUCUAGGCGGUACCACAAUUCACAACUCGGCGACAUUCCUAGAAGAGGUGAAUGAUGCUGUCAGCUCAUGGCCUGAGAGCCGCGGUAGAAGGUAA